Molecule: messenger RNA, 884 nt
Organism: Darwinula stevensoni
Lineage: Eukaryota; Metazoa; Arthropoda; Ostracoda; Podocopida; Darwinulidae
Source: the annotation of a GenBank genome assembly
GUGUAAAGCAUGGUAUGGAGCCUCUCCCAAUAGAAGAUAUCAGAAGUCACUGCUCCAAAUGGGCCACCAGCCUUGUCCAGUUUGUACAAGAGCACCUACCUGGAAUUCUGAAGGAAAUAGGAGGAUUUCGGAGUCUGGCCACUAUCAGGGAGAAUCUCUAUGAGGAACUGGGCGAGGAUUUGCAUUUCAAGUCAUGGAUUCCCUUGUGUGAAUGGGUCUUAGGAGGCAAAGAGGGCAAUAUCCAAGAAAUCUGGCCACUGCUUAUCGCUCCUACCUUUUCUAGCCGAGCCAAGUCUCUCCUGGACAAAAAGAUCCAAAGCAACAUUGUUCAGCCCAUUGCAGAGCAUCUUCACUGCUUUCUUGAAGACAUCAGCCAGAAGCCUGAAUACUGGAUUCAUAGACAGAGGGCAGGGUUGGAUCUGAAUUGGAACUGGGAAGAGAUUCAGAUCGAAGAAGAAAGUGAAACAGGGGAAAAGGUAUCUUCAGAGAUUCGAAUCCCUGGAAUUCCAUCUUUGGCCCUUUCUGCUGUCCUUCAGGAUCUCUGCCUGUCCCUCAAGCGGGCUGGAAGCUUUGUCUUUCCCAAUGACGUCUGUGAGGAGAUGCGAAGAGAGACCCUGUUGGCUGUGCUAUCCCACUACAACCGACUCUUGGAGGAAACGCCAGAGGAUGCCAUCACACAGCCAAUGGCACUCCAGUUGCUCUUUGAUGUCCGAUUUGCCCUCCUCCUGCUCCAAUCUUCUGAAAAGGUCACAACUUGUCUUGUGAGACCUUCCUCCAUUGAACAGUGUCUUGCUAUAAACUCUUAUGCCAAUGCACAGGAGGAACAGGAGAGAGGGAGGAAGUUGUGUGAUACUCUGGAGUGCCUAGUGGAUCCAUUCGAUCUG